Molecule: messenger RNA, 2258 nt
Organism: Ctenopharyngodon idella (grass carp)
Lineage: Eukaryota; Metazoa; Chordata; Actinopteri; Cypriniformes; Xenocyprididae
Product: major histocompatibility complex class I-related gene protein-like
Exons: 7
Coding region: 89-1180 (363 amino acids)
Biological process (GO): immune response
Cellular component (GO): external side of plasma membrane
Source: RefSeq, a predicted model, not a curated record
UUAUUGUCAUGCACUUUUAUGACAGUCCCUUACUUUGCUCAGCGAUUGUAGAAUGAAAAAAUCAAACCAUCGUUAACUGCAGUAGCACAUGGCAGGCCUGUUUGUCAGCAGAAUGGGAAAAGUUCUUCUGCUUUUUCUGCUUUUACUUCCAGGAGCUUCUCCUAAAGGCUCUCAUUCUUUGUGGGUGCUUUCAACGUACAUUAAAGGACAAACACCAUUUCCUGAAUUUAGUGCUGUAGUGAUGUUGGAUGAUGUAAGAGUUCUGUACUAUGACGGCGAGACGAAGACUCUCAUUCCCAGAGGAAAUACAACAACUGAAGACGACGUGUUUGAUUCAGAUGUUCUCACAAUAAGUGACAACUUACAUGUACACUUUAUGGACAGAUGGGCAAUAGCAGCAAACAACUUAAAUGGAACUGAUCGCACUGUUGCUCUUCAGAGUCUGUUUGUGUGUGAACUGAGGGACGAUGGUGAACCGGGACAAAUGAUCACACGGGAAGGUUUCAGAGGCUCCACCACUGAUGAGCUUCUAUAUGUUGACAAGAAGUUCACAUAUCAGGGUAAUUUAAAUGUCUCGGCCCAACUGCUGAAUUUUCAUCUUGAAAUCAGCAAGAGGCGUCAUGAACAAUUAUACCAACCAAACUGCAUCAAAAUACUCAAGGGUUACCUUAAAAAAAGGAGAAAUCAAGUCAAUAGAAAAGUGAAACCGCGAGUCAGACUCAUUCAGAAAGCAAACUCAGAUUCUGGAGGAUUUCGUGUGAGUUGUUUGGCGACAGGAUUUUACCCUCGUCACAUCAACCUGACCCUGUUCAGAGAUGGACAGCCUGUAUCUGAUCAUGAGAUCACUGGAGGAGAUCUGCUGCCCAAUGGUGACGGGACGUACCAGAUGAGGAAGAGUCUGGAGAUCAGUGCAGAUGAACACAAAUACACCUGCUCUGCCACACACCUCAGUCUGGACAACAAACUGGAUGUCACUUUGGAAUUUGAUCCUGGUGAACCAUUUAAAUCAGUGACUCCCUCAGUGCUGAUAGUUUUGGUUCUGCUGUUGGUGUUUGGAACUGGAGUCAUCAUAUAUAAAUGCAGGAGGAGACAAGCAGCUUCAUCUAAAAGUGAUUAUUCUCCUGCUUCUACAUCUGAAGAGAGUGUGGAGACACCAUCAAUGCAUAAAACACAACUAUAAGCACUAAAGGUUAAUUGUUGUUAUUAUUAUUAUUAUUAUUAUUAGCAUUAUUCUUUCCAGAAAAGCAGUGAAAGCAGCAGAUGUAAACUGAACACCGUUAUCAGUAAGUUUAUCAGUAAACCUGCAGUCAGAUGCAGCAGUGACAAACGGCCCAACUAUAUCCACAUCCACUUUCUGCCAUGAUCCAUCUGGCACCCAUCCAGCACAGCUAUGUGGGGCCCAGCCGGCUUUGUCCAUAGUUUCUAUGGAGGUCCCACAUGGGUUAGCCCAGAUGAAAUGAACACUGCUCAGUGUGCACACUACAGACUGUUAAAUGUAACACAGAAGCAUGCUGGAGUUAAUGAGAUAAUUAGGUGAUAACGAGAAUCAGAAUCACUGAAGGACACAAGAACAACAAGAACUAUGACUUCAGCCACAGCCUUCGAUGAAAUCAACUGAAGAUAAAAGACAUUAAAUCUCUCAAGAUCUCAGCAGAGGAGGAUUAAACAUCUCCACAAACAGCAUUAUCAGCUUCAUUUAUUACUAACCAGAUUGACUUUAUUUCUGACAUACAUCUACAAAAGUUGUUAUUGAAAAUUUAAAGAGGUUUAGAUGUUGAUGAUUUGUUGAAAAUAAUAGUUUUGUUUGACGUUACCAUUAUUGAGGUCAGUGUGUGCUUUAGUUGUGCAGUUUUACGCUUGAUUUUUUUUAGUGUUAGUUUUUCUUUGACUGUUAUAGUUGUUUGUUAUGGCAAAAAAAAAAGACAAAAAACAAUAUGGUUGGCUAUUAUCAGCUGUUUGAUACUAAGAAUAUAAUCAUCACGUAGUGGCUUAUCAAUCUAAUGACUGAGAUUCAUAUGAGCAAAACACAGCAGCUCAUUUGCAUUUAAAGGCACAAGCACAAAAACAGCCUGUUCUUGACUGUAGUCAGAAAUGGGUAUUUACAACAUGGAUUUAUAAAUGAUCUGUGAAGUAUUUUAAGCUGAAACUUAGACACAUUUGGGGACACCUGAGACUUAAAUUGCAUCUUGUAAAAUGGGCAUAAUAGGUGACCUUUAAGUUCUGUUGCUUUUAUAUAAAAAUAAAUAUAAUGAACAAGA